This is a messenger RNA of Chelonoidis abingdonii (Abingdon island giant tortoise), 4557 nucleotides long. RefSeq names its product pleckstrin homology and RhoGEF domain containing G5 (gene PLEKHG5). Lineage: Eukaryota; Metazoa; Chordata; Testudines; Testudinidae. Gene Ontology annotation, molecular function: guanyl-nucleotide exchange factor activity. The record is from RefSeq and is a predicted model, not a curated record. Gene Ontology annotation, biological process: endothelial cell migration; Rho protein signal transduction. Gene Ontology annotation, cellular component: plasma membrane; axon; endocytic vesicle.
UGCAGCGUGGGUUGGGGAGGAGAGCAGUGGAGUGAACGCUUCCUGCAGUGAGCAGAUCCCUGAGCAGCUCUCUAGGCAUCCGCUCUGCCCGGAGGAGUCUGUGUGCAGUACCCCUUAACUGUAUUAACGGGGGUCCUUUCUCCUGCAGGAACGUGCAGCCAGGGUCCCUCGCUGCCCCGUCACACACUGAAGACUAAGACUAUGAACUCAGUCUUGACCAAGUGUGGUUCCCCCGCUCGGAGCUGGCUCAAUCUACGCCUGGAGAUAAUUAUAGGAAAGCACAGACUUUCAGACCUCUUCACAAAAGUUGCAAGUGGUAUUCUGAUCAGUGAAGUGUGUGGGGGGCAUGCUUGGACCUUCAUGAACUCCACUGCAUGUUAAUGUUUCCUUCAUUGAGGAAAGGGCUACCUGGGGCAAACCUGUUUGAACAGACCUGCAGAUCCCUCUUACCUACCCAUUCAUUGGGAUGUUCCUCCUUGCCCAUCCGACUGGGAACACACAUGAAAUGUGACAUACAAGUGGACUGAGCAGUCUCCUGAAGCCAUGCAACAUUUGAGGCAGCACUAAGCUGAAUUUCUUUCAUAGAUGAUGGAAAGUGAAAUUUGUGAAAUGUCUGUGGGAGGCUGAAGAAAGGCCCUUUGUCUGCCCCACUGCACAGAGCAUUGGUCCGUUUCUAGUAGCACCCUCUGCCACCCCAGAAUUCCCAUUGCUCAGGAUGAAUGCAGCACUUGUCCAUACACCAGGACCUGCUCCUCAGAGCUGAAGUCUGGCCUCCUCCUGCUAGUCCCACGAUGCUGAAACAUGUUGUGGGCACAGUUCCACGCAGCUGAGAGCUAACAGCAAAGGCAGAAAUACCGACUGCUUCAGCAGACCUCCAGGUUUCUCUUCAGUAUGUUUCUGUACUGGAAAAAGCGAGGCACAUAUGAGCUGGAAACUCUUCCGACUGCUCUGAGGGAGCUGGAGUAUGGGGCAGUGGAACGUUUCUCCUGGAGCUCCACUCUGGAUAUUACUGAGGAUCUUGGUGAUGAUCGGGCUCUAACAGAGGACAAGGUUCUGCGCUGCCAAAAUCCCAACUGUAUUGACAAGAGGAGAGCUCUCAAGGUAUGUCACCAUGCCGAGUGCCAGCAGCUGAACCACAACAAUCCCUUGAACCUGUGUGAGGCCUGUGACCGCAAGUUCCACGGCACCAUGCACUUUGAUGGGCACAUCCGCUUCGACCUGCCCCCCCAAGGUUCCAUUCUGGCCCGGAACGUAUCCACGCGGUCAUGCCCCCCACCCACCAGCCCUGCCUCCGACGUGGAGGAGGAGGACGAAGGGCUAGUGGAUGGGAAGGGGGACAAGAAGAGCUCGGCGCUGAAGCUCCCUAAGAAGAAAGCCCGGCGCAGACACACAGAUGAUCCCAGUAAAGAAUGUUUCACCCUGAAGUUCGAUUUGAAUGUGGACAUAGAAACAGAGAUCGUCCCGGCCAUGAAGAAGAAAUCCCUGGGGGAGGUGCUGCUGCCGGUGUUCGAGAGGAAAGGCAUUGAGCUGGCGAAGGUGGAUAUUUAUCUGGAUCAGUCCAACACGCCUCUGUCACUCAGCUUUGAAGCGUACCGCUUCGGGGGACACUACCUGAGAGUGAAAGCCAAACCCGGCGAUGAGCUCAAGGUGGAGCAGGCUGUGAAAGACUUCAAAUCGCUGAGUCUGCCCAUCAUGCGCUCCUCAGGCUCUGCCUCCACCUUCCUCUUCACCCCCGCCGGGGAGAGACUGGACCAGUCGCCCUUCCGCCGGGAGAGCAUGGAUAUCCUGGCCCCGGGGCGGAAGCGGAAGAACAUGAACGAGUUUCUGGGUGAUUCCAGCAUCCCGGGCCAGGACUCCCUGCAGCACUUCAGUUGCUCCCUGCCCAGCAACGGCAUCGAUACAUGGAAGAAUAGGGCCGCCAGUCGCUUCAGUGGCUUCUUUGGCUCCGGCGCUAGCACCGGCCCCUUCGGACGGGAGAUGGAUAAGAUGGAGCAGCUGGAGAGCAAGCUGCACAGCUAUAGCGUCUUCGGCCUCCCCAAGCUCCCCCAGCAGCUCCGCUUUGACCAAGACUCCUGGGAGGAAGAGGAGGAUGACACCAGCCUGUGUCUGGAAGACAGCUGGCAGGAGAUCACCGAGGGCACGGAGGCCCUGACGCGCCGGCAGUGCCACCAGCAGGAGGCCGUCUGGGAGCUGCUGCACACAGAAGCCACCUACAUCCGGAAGCUGAAAGUGAUCACAGACCUCUUCCUCUGCUGCCUGCUGAGCCUACAGGAAUCAGGGCUGCUGUGUGAGGUGGAAGCCGAGCGUCUGUUCAGCAACAUACAGGAGAUUAUCCAGCUGCACCGGGCCCUGUGGAGCGGCGUCAUGGCCCCCAUCCUGGAGAAGGCCAGGAAGACCAAGGCGCUGCUGGACCCUGUGGACUUCCUAAAGGGAUUCAAAAUGUUUGGCUCCCUCUUCAGGCCCUACAUCCACUACUGCAUGGAGGAGGAGGGCUGCAUGGAGUACAUGCGCACGCUGCUGCGGGACAACGACCUCUUCCGGCUCUACGUGACGUGGGCAGAGAAGCACAAGCAGUGCAACCGCCUGAAGCUCAGCGACAUGCUGGUGAAGCCACACCAGCGCCUCACCAAGUACCCGCUGCUGCUCAAGUCGGUGCUGAAGAAAACGGACAACCCUUGCACCCGGGACGCCAUCAUCACCAUGAUCAAUUCCGUGGAGCGGUUUAUCAACCACGUGAACUCGCGGAUGCGCCAGCGGCAGGAGCAGCAGAAGCUAGUGGCCAUCCUCAGCCGGAUUGACUCCUACGAGGUGGUGGACAGCAGCACGGAGGAGGUGGAUAAGCUCCUGAAGGAGUUCCUGCGCCUGGACCUGACGGCCCCCAUCCCGGGCACCUCCCCUGAGGACACGCGGCAACUCCUCCUGGAGGGGAGCUUGAAAAUGAAGGAAGGUAAAGACAGCAAGAUGGACGUUUACUGCUUCCUCUUCACGGACCUGUUCCUCAUCACCAAGCCGGUGAAGAAGGCUGAGCGCACUAAGGUCAUCCGGCAGCCCCUGCUCGUGGACAAGAUCAUCUGCCGGGAGCUCAAGGACCCCGGCUCCUUCCUCCUGAUCUAUCUCAAUGAGCUGCGCAGCGCCGUGGGAGCCUACACCUUCCAGGCCAGCGGGCAGUCCCUGUGCCGCGGCUGGAUCGAGGCACUGUACAAUGCACAGAACCUCCUGCAGCGGCUGCGUCUCCAGGAGCGGCAGCGUAGCCAGCGGCAGCAUCUGCAGGGCCUGGAGGAGGGAGAGGACGGGGAGAGCGGGGCCUCGGCAGCCAGCUCACCCACCAUCCUGCGCAGAAGCAGGAACAGCCUGGACUCCCAGCAAUGCCCCUCUGACGGUUCCACAGAGACCAUCUCGGUGGUGGUGGUGGAUGCCAGCGAGGAGCUCUCCUUCCCGGACUUGGAAGUGGGGCCGUUCAGCUCACAGUCGGACGAGACCUCCAUCAGCACCACUGCUUCGUCCAUCACCCCCACCCGGGAGCUGCUGGAGGGGGGCGGGGAGCUUGCAGAGACACUCCCCCCACCCAGCUCCAAUUGCCUGACGCUGGAUUCCAGCGGCUGCAGGUCAGCGUCCAUUGACAGUGCCUAUGGCACCCUCUCCCCCACCUCCAUCCAGGAGUUUGCUGAGGCGCAGCAGCUGGAGCCGGGGGCGGAAGAUGGGGGACCCCUGCACACGCAGCGCGCCCCCUCACCCAAGUUGCGCCGCAGGACGCCUGUGCAGCUUCUGCCCUGCAAGGUGAAAGCACUCAAGUCCAAGUCAGAGGCCAGCCUAUUGCAGCUGAUUCCAGUCUCGCCCCCUCUCGCCCAGAGUAAGAGUCUCUGCAACCUCUUCACAGCUCCGGGCCAGGCCACGUUCCUGGCAGGCCCCAGCCAAGGACUUGAACGGUGUGAGGUCCCAGCUGGCUUCCAGAGGACUAGCAGGGCGAGUGCCAGGAUUGAGGAAGCCCGGUCGGACUGCAGUAGCCUCGGCCUGAGCAUCUGCAGCAGCAGCAGCAGCAGCGGCUCCUCAUCAGAGUUCUCCGAGCCCGAGGAGCUGAUGUGUGCCAAGGGCUUUGCUUACCCAGCCGAGAGCAAUGUGACGUCCCCUGCUGCGCCUGGGCAGGAAGGUCCCCAAGCAGGGCCUGAGGGGGCGCCUGCCCCGUGCUGGGCUCCCAGCACCGCCGUGACCGAGUGCUGCCAGGAGCUGCCCCUUGCCCACAGGACACUGUCAGACCCGCAGGCAGCCCAACACCGCAAGCUGACCCUGGCUCAGCUGUACAGGAUCAGGACCACCUUGCUCCUCAACUCCACGUUGACUGCCUCGGAGGUCUGAGAGCUGCAGGAGGCUCCAGGAGAGGAGCAGUGCUGCCAGUUCCGCCAAGCCCUGACGAUGUAGCAUGAGCACCCAGGGCCCUGGGAGAUGUUAGGCCCUGAAAGCAGCGGCCAGCAGCAUGUCAAGGCUGCGUGUGGGUGGGAGAGAGACAGGGCACAGGCAUAUGGACAGAGGGAGGGGGUGUGUGGAUGCGAGGGUGCAUGU